Messenger RNA from Opisthorchis viverrini, 4257 nucleotides. RefSeq lists its product as hypothetical. The transcript is spliced from 5 exons. NCBI's taxonomy places the organism in Eukaryota, Metazoa, Platyhelminthes, Trematoda, Opisthorchiida, Opisthorchiidae. The record is from RefSeq and is a predicted model, not a curated record. Gene Ontology annotation, biological process: response to oxidative stress. Bases 37 to 4257 code for a protein of 1406 amino acids. Gene Ontology annotation, molecular function: heme binding; protein binding; peroxidase activity.
CUGCGUCUUCCCGCAGACCCAAUUACGGUUACAAGGAUGAGGAUAAUAAUUCCUCUGACAUUCCUAUGUGUGUUUUGCUUGAACCCAAGGAUAUCGAUUUUGGCCAACCACGAAGAAUGUCCUACUGGAUGUUCCUGUAUCAGACAGACCAUCAACUGUCGAAAAACAGGGAUGAGCACGGUGCCUCGUCUACCCAGAUAUGUACCUGAUCCCGAGGGAGGUGCUUUGCAGUUUCUACAGAUAAGUCAAAAUCCAAUGAUCCGUUUGGAACGAGCUGCAUUCGAAGGACUACAAGAUCUGUUGCGAAUCGAGCUCUCGUUCAAUCAACUGGUGUGGAUUUCCAAAGAGGCAUUCAUUGGUCUACAACGCCUACGUAGCCUUUCGUUGAGAGGGAAUCGAAUAGCGUAUCUGCCACAUGAUGUAUUUACACCAGUAUUUGUUCUGGAAGAUUUAGAUCUGUCCAGAAAUGAACUGACUAGCUUGCCGUUCUCACUAGAGGGUUUGGUUUAUCUGAAACGUUUGUCAUUAUUUGCCAAUCCCCUUCACUGUCCUUGUGAACUCGUUGACUUUUCACUAUCCCUGAUUCAUUUGGAACCGGUUCGGAGUCGUGCGACUUGUCAGAGUCCUCCCGAAGUGGCUCAUACAGGGGUAGCUGAACUUGCAAAGCGAUUGAUUUCUACCGUUCGGAGCACUCGCCUAAGGGGUUAUCAGGCCCUUCGGGAAUCUGAGAAAGACGAUCACAUUCGACGACUACCAUAUUCACCUCAUCCAGGUGAACUACAGCACAAAUGGCCUUGGCCUCACUGUCCAGUGCAAGAUAUUGGAGGAUUGGAACCACAUUCACUACAAGAACCAAUAGAAGAUGAGCUCGAACUGAAACCAAUAACGGAUGCUUACCUGACAUAUCCAGAGCAACCAGUCGAAGUUGUCAAGUGGAGAGAUAUUCCGCGGAAUAUGGAAGUUGUGGCUGGUGAUAUGGCGAGAUUCAUUUGUGGAGCCGACGGGCCAAAGGAUAUUCAAAUAAGCUGGCUGUUACCGGAAAACGCUACAACGCAUAUCCGUCUGCACAGAAGAAGACAGAUAUUAGAAAUAUUCGAAGCCCACGCUUAUCACGAAGGGACGUAUACCUGUGUGGUUUCCAGUAAACACGGACAGCAUUUGUUCUCAGAUGCUACGCUGCGUCUAAUAGAUCCGGUGAAACCACGAAUCAUAGAUGCUCCACCAGCCGACCAUAAUACGAUUGUGGAGGGUGCUGAUUUGGAACUUCGUUGUUCCGCUUACGGACGUCCGCGGCCCAGAAUUUCUUGGUUGUGGCAGGAAGACACUCUGCCUCUACACUUGGUUACUGGAGGUCGAUAUGUGGUUCGCGAAGUUACCUCAGGGCUAGAAAGUCUACGUCCAGAUACCUCAUCCAUUUACUCAACAAAUGAAUACCUGAGGGCUGCUGUAGAAGCAACUGAAACCAACAGCUUUCUUUUGAUCAGAAAUGUCACAAAACGGGAUGCGCAUGGUCGCUACGUAUGCUAUGCCUCAAAUCGCGUUGGCUCAGCCAGAGUAACAACAGUCAUCCGCGUGGUUUCACCUGAUGAAUUACCCCCUUCAUCAACAAUGAAAGUUUCAACGCGUGAGGUCGAGCUUCAGGAAAAUUCUUCUUUGACGGGAGAUGACCUUGUACGUCACGUGAUCGACAAGGCCCGGAUACGGAUCGAAGCCGCGAUUAAAAGGACAGCUGAACGUCUUAGAGAUCCAAAUAGGCGACGAUCUUCGGCUGACGUUGCUUCGCUUUUUCGUCAGCCAAGUCGCGCAGCGCUGGAAUUAGCAAAAGCUGCUGAAGUUUAUGAAGCGGCCAUUGACGAAGUUACCAGCAUACUUCGUCAGCGAAAUCAGCAAAGGCUUGAAACAUCUAGCAUCGAUCAGCUGCCAGAGCUGAACCCGGACGAAGAAUUAGAACCACAUACAAGGGAGGCUUUGGGAACUCAGUUGAGUGCGGAUCAACUGGCUAUCAUCUCCCAACUUUCAGGCUGUCAACAGUCCAGCAACAUUGAUCCGUGCUCUCAUCAACUGUGUUUUCAUUUGCGAUAUAGGUCAGUUGACGGCGCCUGCAACAACUUUAAUCAUCCACGAUGGGGUGCAGCUCUGGUUCCUUUCAAACGCCUCCUUCCCCCGCAAUACGAAAAUGGCGUGAAUACACCGAUCGGGUGGACACCAACGCGGCUUUAUUUCGGAUACCCCAAGCCCUCGGCUCGCAUAGUUUCAGUGGCCUUAUUGGGAAAUGCAACUCUGAUUGGAAGACACACAACCAGAUUACGACAAAUGGUCGAGUGGGAAGAGCAGCGGGCUCAACAGAAAGAAUAUUACAAGAAUAUGUCAACUACUGAUGAUGAAUCUUCCUCAAACUCACUGAAACGUCGGUUCGAACUGGCAAGAAACAACACACAAGAAUUCGAGCGCAAAUAUGGUCAAUUCUUUGAUGAAGAUGACAAAUACUCUGGAAUGCUGAUGCAGUGGGGACAAUUCUUGGAUCAUGACUUAGAUUUCACUCCCGUUGAUGCUUCGAUUAGUCGUUUCAGUGAUGGACUGAACUGCAACGACACAUGUGUUAACGACCCUCCAUGUUUUCCUAUUCUGGUGCCCCCUGACGAUCCGAGAAUUAAGCACCGUUGUAUCGGAUUUGCACGCUCUAGUGCUACCUGUGGAUCCGGAUCGACCUCAAUCCUCCUCGGAAGACCGCAUCAUCGGGAGCAGCUUAAUCAAAUUACAUCAUUCCUUGAUGCGUCAAAUGUGUAUGGAAGUGAGGAAUUUGAAAAUGGCCAACUGCGUGAAAACUUACAUGAUGAGGGGAAAUUACGAACCGGAAUGCCUACGUUUGCUGGGAAGCGAUUGAUGCCUUUCAAUAUCCGCGGUCAGGUAGAUUGCCAAGCAGACCCGCAACAAGAUUUCGUACCGUGCUUCAAGGCUGGUGACCAUCGAAGUAACGAGAACCUCGGACUCUUAUCAAUGCAUACGUUAUGGGUGCGCGAACAUAAUCGACUUGCGGACGGCUUACGGAGCUUGAAUCCCGACUGGUCUGGUGAUAGGAUUUACCAAGAGGUGCGCAAAAUUGUGGGAGCAAGCAUGCAGGCGAUUACCUACCAGGUCUGGUUGCCCAUCAUUUUGGGCCCUGAAGGGAUGAAACUGUUGGGUACCUAUACUACAUACGAUGAUCAAGUCAAUCCCACAAUUAGUAAUGAGUUCGCCACAGCUGCAAUGCGGUUUGGUCACACUCUGGUGUCUCCUAUUGUGUUCCGCUUAGAUGAGAAUUGGCAAGCCAUUCCUGAGGGUCACCUGCCUCUUCAUCAAGCGUUUUUUGCUCCUGACCGGAUGCUCAAAGAUGGUGGUAUGGACCCAAUUAUACGUGGACUCAUGUUCAACGGAGUGCGCGACAGGAGCAGAAAUCCUCCACUCAACGCAGAGCUUACUGAACGUUUGUUUGCAAUGGCGCACGAACUUGCAUUGGAUUUGGCCGCGCUGAAUGUCCAGCGAGGGAGGGAUCAUGGGUUACCUGGUUAUACGGAGUACGCUCAUAGGUUUUGUGGACUUGGUAGUUCACCCCAUCCAGAUUCCUUCGAUGAUCUGUCAGCACGUAUUUCGAAUGCGGAUACACGGGAAAAGCUUCGCCAAGUUUACGGACAUCCAGGAAAUAUUGACUUGUUUACUGGAGGCAUUUUGGAAGACUUACUGCCUGAGGCCCGUGUUGGGCCAACGUUUGCAUGUAUCAUCGCCGACCAGUUUAAACGUCUUCGUGAUGGCGAUCGCUUUUGGUACGAGCACAGAGGCGUCUUCACUCAUGCUCAGCUGGCAGAGUUAAAGAAGGCUGGGUCAAGUCUAGCAAGGGUGAUUUGCGAAAAUGCAGACAACAUCACUGAGGUCCCCAAAAAUGCAUUCUUACGUCCAAUGAAACCAGAUGACAUUAUUCCCUGCGAAAAAGUUCUGAAACUGAAUCUCGCCGCCUGGGUGGAUUGUUCACCCACACCUUUCGAUAGUAAUCGUAUUGAACCAGCUGGCAUUCGCAGACGGCGGAGUGUUUUGCUUGAAGAUGAUCACCAGACCACGGAAACACCUUCCUGUCCGAUGCGGAAAGAAUACACUAUAGGUCGAAUUGAAAAACUGACUCAACAGUUACAAGAACUCGAAAAACAGGUCAAUCAGCUGACAAGUAAUUUGCUACAGUUAAGGCAAAAUAAUACCAGUGUUGCUUACAUACUUGGGGAAAGUUAA